AAAGCGGGACGAUUGACGCGUAUGCUCAUAAGGAUUAAAAAAAAUGUAACUGCGUUGACAUUUUUCGUCAGUAGAUGGCGACAUUGUACAAAACACAGUUUACGAGCCGCCAAGAACACACAACAGAAGAAGCCACUGAUAACAUGGGAUGCUUCAGAGUCACACACUCACACAGUUAGGAAACAUGGCAAACUUGUGUGCUCAUAAAGUAGCAUUUUCGCUCAUCUUGUUGCUCAUGUCAACUUUCCCGGCCCAAGCUACGGAGGAGCAGACGAGAACGACGGAGUUUGACGUGAGACCAGGUGGAAUGGUGCAAACAUUCACCGACUCUAUUGGAGGGUAUGCGUGCUCCUUCCUCUGCGCUGCGCAAGGGGGAACCAACGAGAAAUGGCUAAUGAGUGUGGGCCUCAGCGAUGACGACAAGCUGUUUUCUUGCUCUGUGUGGAGGCCUACGGGGAUAUCAUACCUGUUUUUCACUCAGUUCAAAAUGGAGUUGGAAGGAACCAAAAUUGAACAUGCAGAUGCUUUCUCUCAAGCAGCGGUGACACCAGGACAGGGUAACGUGGCUCUUGGUCCGGAAGAAUACACCGUAGGAGAGUCCACAGUGACCCACACGGAUGGAAGGUUCAAAGCUCAACUGGCCAAGCUGAUGGUGGUCGGACGCACGCGGCACGAAGAGCUGUGAGCGAGCGAGUGAGCCAUCUUUCCCGGCUGAACGCUUCUUCUGCAUUUCAGCUCGCUCGUACACGGUGGAUCCAUCUUCAGAGAGAAUUGCUGACAUGACUUUAAAUAAUGGUGGUGAUGAUGACGGGAUAUUUGACCCUUCCAAACAAUAUCAAUAUCCUUUUUAUUUCCUCCUCAUGAUGAUGCUUUUUCAUGAAAAGGCCGUUUGUGGAUCUUCCGGUGUUGUAAUCCACUGGGGCUGUUCCAUAAGGGAAUAUAGUAUAGAGAUACACACUCUAGAUUGCAUAUUUACAGGUCAGGGAGUACUGUAAUUCUCAGCAGCAUCACAUUCCUCUAUCUGACUUUAUGCAAGCAUAUUAGGAUGCAUCACAAAUCACCUCUACUUGCUUACUUUCUCGGGGGUGUUUUUAGCCGGAAGGGAUACUUGGAACGGGGAACGGCUUGUUAAAAAUGAUAUCUGAAGAGGAGUGGGUGUGUUUUUGAUCAAUCUUAACUGUGAAAUUGAUUGUUAAAGGUUCGGAAAACUAACAAAUGGAUCGCUUUCAUCCUUGUCACGAUGUGUCCAAGCCUGUUGCUGGCAUCCUCCAGAGUCAAUACAGAAUUGAGCAUCAUUUCAGGUCCCUGUUGAGAGAUAAAAAGCAAAACACAUGUGAUGUUUGUACCUUCUUGGCUUUGUUCUCAUCCCGCCCAAGAGGCCCAAGUAGAUGGGGAAACGGGGGUCCUAACAGGAAGUAAACCACAUCCAGGUGAUGGCUGAAAAAGAAACACACACACAAAGAUACUCUUUAAGACGAUUUUUUUGCCGGAGCUCGCACAACUAUGUGAAGCUACGGGACACGCUUCCGGUCAAAGCUACCCGACACCGAGAAAAAUUAGGUGGAAAUUUGUCAUUCGAUUUCCAUCUUUAUACUGUAACUACAGGAGCAAGUUUUCAAUUCCGUGAUGGUUUAUUCAGAUCGUCUGGUGUUGCUGGAAACACAACUUUUUGUGUACUGGUACUGGAAAGGAAAUCCAUUGAUUAGCCAUACAUCGCAUGAGUAUCAGAAACUCAACGAAUGCGCUGCUCCUAAUUUGAAGUUUCAACGCAAACAUCCGCUCUGAACACGGAAGUACCACGCUCUUAAUGUAUUAGCAGGGUUGCGAGAUCUCGGAAAAAAAUCUUUUUUUAGCCAUCAAUUUUUUUCUCCAUGUUCCCUCGGUUGCUCCGUAAAAUAUGUAAAUGGUUGCUUUUUCUACAAUUUCUGUUGUGAUUCCUGAGAGGUGACUCAAUAAAGUUGUUCUGAGAA
This is a messenger RNA of Dunckerocampus dactyliophorus (ringed pipefish), 1970 nucleotides long. It is a transcript of the gene mydgf, whose product is annotated as myeloid-derived growth factor. The transcript has 6 exons. Gene Ontology annotation, biological process: positive regulation of endothelial cell proliferation; positive regulation of angiogenesis. The record is from RefSeq and is a predicted model, not a curated record. The coding region runs from base 149 to 685 and encodes 178 amino acids. Lineage: Eukaryota; Metazoa; Chordata; Actinopteri; Syngnathiformes; Syngnathidae.